Messenger RNA from Mauremys reevesii (Reeves's turtle), 3870 nucleotides. RefSeq names its product zinc finger protein 883-like. Bases 21 to 1853 code for a protein of 610 amino acids. The transcript is spliced from 3 exons. The record is from RefSeq and is a predicted model, not a curated record. Gene Ontology annotation, biological process: regulation of DNA-templated transcription. Lineage: Eukaryota; Metazoa; Chordata; Testudines; Geoemydidae.
GAGCCCUCUACAGGGGUGUCAUGCAGCAGAACUAUGAGAAUGUGACCUCGCUGGGGUUUCCUGUUCCCAAAACUGACAUGAUCUCCCAGCUGGAACGAGGGGAGGAGCCGUGGGCCCUGGAUCUCCAGGGCUCUGAGGAAGGAGAGAUCCUGAGAGCUGCCUGUGCAGCAGGUGCUGGGAUGGUGAGUGAGAAUGAGGAACUGAAUCCUGAGCGGGAAGAUGCUGAGCAAGUGGAACCACACAGGGAAUUAUUGCAAGGAUCCCAAGGGAAUGUGUCCAGGCGGCGUGUGCAGGGAAAAGCCUGUGAGAGUCAGCACAGGCCAGAGAGGCAGCAGGAAAUCCAACCCAGGGAGAAAGUGGGCAAAUCCAUUAAUUGUCAGGGGACUCACCAGUACUCCAAGGAAAUCACAGCCCAGCAGAGAAUACCCACAGGAGGGAGAAAAAACACAUGCACUGAGUGUGGGAAACACUUCACUCUGAACUCCACCCUCGUUAGACAUCAGCGGAUCCACACGGGAGAGCGCCCCUACAAAUGCUGUGAGUGCGGGAAACAGUUCAGUGAGAAAUCAAACCUCAUUACUCAUCAGACAAGCCACACAAGAGAAAGACCCUACGAGUGCUGUGAGUGCGGGAAAAGCUUCACGCGGAGCUCUACCCUUACUAGACAUCAGAGGAUCCACACAGGAGACAGACCCUAUGAAUGCCGUGAGUGUGGGAAAAAGUUCACUCAGAGCUCAGUCCUUAUUAAUCAUCAGAGAAUACACACAGGAGAGCGCCCCUAUACAUGCUGUGAGUGCGGGCAAACAUUCGCUCAGAGCUCAGCCCUAUUUAAACAUGAGAAGAUCCACACAGGAGAGCGCCCCUAUGAAUGCUCUGAGUGCGGGAAACAAUUCAUUGAGAAAUCAAAAUUUAUCAAACAUCAGACAAGCCACACGGGAGAGAGACCCUAUGAAUGUUGUGAGUGCGGGAAACAGUUCAGUGAGAAAUCAAACCUCACUAAACAUCAGACAAGUCACACAGACGAGAGACCCUACGAGUGCUGCGAGUGCGGGAAAAGCUUCACACGGAGCUCAUCCCUUAUUAGACAUCAGAGGAUCCACACAGGAGAGAGACCAUAUAAAUGCUGUGAGUGCGGGAAAAGCUUUGCUUUCAAAUCAGAUGUUGUUAAACAUCAGCGGAUCCACACGGGAGAGCGCCCCUAUGAGUGCUGUGAGUGCGGGAGACAGUUCAGUCAGAAAUCAAACCUUAGUGCACAUCAGAGAGGCCACACGCAGCAGAGUCCCUUUGAGUGCUGUGAGUGUGGGAAAAAGUUCACUCAGCGCUCAGGCCUUAUUAAUCACCAGAGAAUCCACAGAGGAGAGCGCCCCUAUACGUGCUCUGAGUGGGGGAAACAGUUCAGUGAGAAAUCAAACGUUAUUAAACAUCAGACAGGCCACACAGGAGAGAGACCCUAUGGGUGCUGCGAGUGCGGGAAAAGGUUCACUCAGCGCUCAGGCCUUAUUAAUCACCAGAGAAUCCACACAGGAGAGCGCCCCUACACAUGCUGUGAGUGUGGGAAAACAUUCACUCAGAGCUCAGGCCUUAUUAAACAUCGGAGGAUCCACACAGGAGAGAAACCCUAUGAGUGCUGUGAGUGCGGGAAACACUUCACUGAGAGCUCAUCUCUUAUUAGACAUCAGGGGAUCCACACGGGAGAGAGACCAUAUGAAUGCUGUGAGUGUGGGAAAAGCUUCACUUUUAAAUCGGACCUUAUUAAUCAUCAGAGGAUUCACACACAAGAGCAGCCUGUGUAUGCAGGAAAAGUUUCAUCCGGAGCUCACAACUUAACAGACAUCAGCGAUUUCACAGGAUAGAGACACGCCACAAACACUUUGUGCAGGGCAGAGAAAAGAUUGUUUUAAAGCCAUUUUCAAAUUCCCACAAAGGGACUUUUUAGGGCUGUUUGCACCAUUUGCGUCACCCUGUUCUCUCAGCUCCCCCAGGUGAGUUGCCCUGUGCCCUUUGCAGGUCACCGUUCUCUGGGGUGAAUCCCAUGGUCCUUUCUACCAACUCCGUUGUCCUGUGGGUCAUGGGAGUGUGUGUCACUCUGGCCAGGAGUGUCCAUCAUCCUCAUGUGGGGUUAAUAGGGGUGACCUCAGGUAGGAGAAAUCUAAAAUCGACCUGGGCUUUGCCUCCUCUAAGAUUUUCCAGCCUGCUGGAGGUAGCUAUCCUAAUGUAAACACCCCGCUAGAUGUGCCGUGCUGACAGAGCCCAGGCACAGGGGUGGGUUACCUAGCACCUUCCCCUUUGACCUGUCCUAGUCAACACCAAUUUUCAUACUUGAGACAAGCCCUGAGCGGCACAUUUAGACUGUCACUGCACUAGCAGAGCGAUUGUUAGUCACCAGGUUUCUCCUUUGGCGACAGAUUGUCUCAUUCCCAGUUGUUCUCACGCUGGUCCAGGUUGUGCUGGGGGGGCAGGUUGUUUUCUUUUUAUCAUUUCCCUUAUUGAGAAUCUAUUUCAAUAUAACAAAGAGGAGGAGCAGGAUUGGGACAAAUGUAUCAUUUCGGCCUCUACGACACUGGAAGGAAAUGGGGUGAGUUUGCGGGAUUACCUCCUUCCCCAUCGCCGUCACUAGCUCCACUCACUCCAGCAGCGCUGGCGUCUGUCUGAGCCACAAUGGAGUUUAUCCACCUCUGUUCUACCCCUCCACUUCCCACAGAGUCUCUGCACUUUGUAGCAAAUUGAUCCUAAAUCCGACUUGUUAGGGCUGGCGAUGAAGGUGUCCCAGACCUGGAUGGGGAAUUUCCAUGGAUCCCAAACACAGUGUGAUCAUUCUGAGUUUAAAUCCCAGUUUCUGUCUAUUGACAGAGCCACUUCUGGACAUUUUCCUGCUGAGCUGGGAUAAUUUGCACACAAGAAGGUCAGCAAUUUUUCCCUAUUAAGAUGAUGCUAAUUUUCUUUUUUUGUCAAUAACACGAUUUCAUAUUAAUGAAGUGCUGCGGAGUGAAGCCGGUUUGAAUGGAUCGGAGGAGAAAGUGACGGGGGAAUCUGCUCUCCUGGUUUUUGAGUUAUCGGCUGUAACCUGCUCUAGAAUUUAAUUUUAUAUGAAACUGAAAGUGAAUCAUACAGAGCUAGCUGAGUGAUGUUAAGAAUAGUUUAGAUUUAGUGAGCUGUGUUCUUCAUUUUAUUUGUUUUAUACAUUUCAUUAAAAUGAACAAAGAGAUAGUCAUGUCUUUCAAUAAGCUACAUGGGUCAGAACCGUGGAGCAUCUGGGUGGAGAUCAGCCAGUCCAAGUCAGAGCCUUAUCAGCUCCCUCUGUGUUAACCCUUCGGUUCUCACAUGAGAGCAGCUGAGAACCCAUCUCAGCUCCCACUGCAUCCUAGGGAGCUCAGAGCAUUGCAAGGGAAAAUGAGUUCCCCUACGCAGGCUUUUAAGAGUACGGAGUUGGUGGAAGGGUUGGGUAUCUCUAAGUAAGGGUAGGAUGGCGGUGGAUUUCUCUGCUGUCACUGUCAUGACCAGGACAGCCAGCACACCCAUCUAGCUUGCCCUGGGGUUGUGUCUGGUCAGCAUCAGCUGAAGUUGGGGGUCUGGGUUGAGGGUUGUAAAUGGAGGGGAAGAGAUUGUGCCUUUCAGCCAUUGUGGUGUUGGCAGACUGAAGAUGUUUUUGUGUUUUGGGGAAACAUUGGGGAAUGACUGAAAGAGGGCAGAGUUAAGGUUGUGUAGGCAACCUUAACUCUUGGUUUCCUAUUUUUCAGGCGUGUGAGUUUUGCUGAAGUUGAGGUUCUCCAGGCAGACACCAUCCCACCAGACACUUAACUCCUCGUUAAUGAUGGUUUUUGCCCUUUAGUUAUUUCUUGGGGAAUUCUGCACCAAAAAAUUAAAAAUUCU